Molecule: messenger RNA, 2677 nt
Organism: Oryzias latipes (Japanese medaka)
Lineage: Eukaryota; Metazoa; Chordata; Actinopteri; Beloniformes; Adrianichthyidae
Gene: pdcd4a
Product: programmed cell death 4a
Biological process (GO): negative regulation of DNA-templated transcription
Cellular component (GO): cytosol; nucleus
Source: RefSeq, a predicted model, not a curated record
UGCGAACGCUCUGGCAAAGUUAAAAACAGACUUUGUUUAUCUUGCAAGCCCUUUGCUGAAAUCCAAUUCGACCAGCAAAAUCGUCGAAUUCGUAAUUUGUAAUCUCCCCAGCUCCUGGGAUUGAGGAAAGUUCUGACAAUAUCUUCUAUGCUCUUAAGGAAUUAAAAGGAUUAUACGGGUCUAUAUAUAUUUUUUAAAAACCCACACCUUUUUAACAGUUUUCGAAGGGAACCUACUGCAACUGACAGCAGCCUGACGUGAGGAGGGGUUUAUUCAAUUGAACUGAGCACUUGAAGAGAGCCAUGGCUAACGAAGUUGACGUGUGGUCAACGGCUGCUCCGGCGGACGGAGGAAACCUAGGAGAUGUCAACGGCCCUUAUAGUGAUGAUGAAGAUGGUCUGGAUGAGGCAGAGGUCAAUGGUAACUGGACGCCCCAGGAGAAAGCCCUCCACGAGGCUCGUCUCAAAGCCAAAGCCAAACGCCGCCUGCGCAGGUCCUCGUCGCGCAACUCCGCCAGCGAGUCCUCCGAGUCUAAAGACUUGGCGGGGGCAGACCCACACAGUCCGAAGGGCAAGGUCGUCACCAACGACCGCAAAUCCAGAAUGGGCAAAGGCAGAGGCCUCCCGAAAAAAGGUGGGGCUGGUGGAAAGGGAGUUUGGGGGGCUGCUGGAAUGGUGUAUGAAGAUGAAGAACCAGAUGUGAAGGACCCCAACUACGAUGAGUCUGCUCAGGGUGACACUGUUUAUGAGACAGUCAUGCCAGAAGUGGAAGAGCGGGAAAUGGAGAAAAUGGUCAACCCAAUUGUACAGGAGUACUUUGAACAUGGAGACACCAAAGAGGUCCAGAUGUUACUGAAGGAGCUCAACCUGGGCCCCCAUAAAUAUGAGGUGUCCUCCUUGGCUGUGUCCUUGUCCCUGGAAGGAAAAGCCAGUCACAGAGAGCUGACCUCGCUCCUGCUGUCGGAUCUGUCGGGCAAAAUGUUGUCACAGGGCGACAUGUCUCGCGCUUUCGACAAGAUGCUAAAAGAUCUUCCAGAUCUCAUCCUGGACACGCCGGAGGCUCCUCAGAUGUUGGGCCAGUUUAUAGCCAGAGCCAUAGCGGACCACGUCCUCCCAAUGGACUUCCUGGACUGUCAUAAAGGCAAAGUGGACUGCGAGCACGCCAGAGUGGCUUUGGACCGUGCUGCAGUGCUGCUGUCCAUGAAGAGGGAGAUGGUUCGUCUGGAUAAUGUGUGGGGUGUCGGUGGAGGCCUGAGACCCGUCAAACAUCUUGUCAAAGAGAUGAACCUUCUGCUCAAAGAGUACCUGAUAUCAGGAGAUGUGGCCGAGGCCGAGCACUGCCUGCGAGACCUGGAAGUCCCCCACUUCCACCACGAGCUGGUCUAUGAGGCUGUAGUGAUGGUGCUGGAGUCAAACGGAGACACUGCCGGUCACAUGAUGAUGAAGCUCCUUCAGUCCCUCUGGAAAACCGGUCUCAUCACUGUGGAUCAGAUGAACAGGGGUUUCGAGCGCGUCUACAACGAACUUCCUGAAAUAUGUCUGGAUGUUCCACACGCCCACUCCAUUAUGGAAAACUUUGUGGAUCUCUGCUACCAGGAGUCUGUAAUUACCAAACAGCUGAGGGACACCUGUCCUUCCAGAGGGCGGAAGCGUUUCGUAAGUGAAGGAGAUGGUGGGAUGAUCAAGAACUAAUUUCCAAGAGGACAAGCAACAAGCGAGGGAUAAUGAGGAAGGGGGUGAUCACCGUUUCUUGCACCCCGUGUUAUGCCUCCCGAUGCUUCCCCAAACCGGGGGAUGUUCCUGUCUUGAGAAUAUCAAAACACAAACCAGCAUUUCCGUUCAGAGUUACCUGAAGAGUGGCCUGGGCGUUCAUCUAGUUAAUCGGUUUUGACCAUUUUUUUUUUUUUUGAAGAAUAUUCGUCGGGGUUGACGUGACCUUUUUGCCUCAGUCCUCAUACUUGUUAAGAAUAAUUUAAGUUAGAACGGUUUGGGGACAGGUGAACAGGCUGGCUUUGUGUUUUCUUUUUCUUGUUUUUUUUUUUUUUUGGUCACUCUCUUUGUUCUGGCCUUUUGCCAUUUUGCUUUUUCAUACUGUGCGCUUUGAAUGGGGGGGGGGGAACACUUACAGAACAGGGCAUACUGUACCGCCAGCAAGCACUUGGCAAUUUAGUGGAACAGCAAAGAUCUGAACCCUUUAUAGCUUUCUACCACAAAAGAUUUGAAGUCACUUCAGACAUCUCUGUAUGUAAAUUCUUAUUCGAGCGGCUGACUUUAUGACGGAGCAUUUUAUUGUCUUUUUCUUUGCAUCCCGGUCAUAAACGUUUUCUUUGUAAAACAGUUGUGAUUCAGAGGCAGUUUCUCAAAAGAACAAAUUGUGAUGAAUAAUUGUGUGAUAAUUGACUUUGCUGGUAGUUGAACUAGUGUAGCUAAACCCCAAGGUAAGUGAAUUCUGAGCAGGUUAUUGAAAUAAAAGCAGACAUGGAGAGCAAAGUUGCCUUCAUAUUUCAGUUGUGAUUGAUUUUCAUGUCUGAUCAAUCUCAUUUAAAGUUUCAUACCUUGGAAAACAGUUUGUUAAUAAGACAUUUCUACCCCUGUCAAACUGUUUUACAUGUUGUCCAAAGGUUGUACUAAAAAUUUUUUCUCAUUGUCUUUCAUUCAAUAAAAAGGCAACAAACUGA